Engraulis encrasicolus (European anchovy) is the source of this 5016-nucleotide messenger RNA. It is a transcript of the gene coro2ba, whose product is annotated as coronin, actin binding protein, 2Ba. Gene Ontology annotation, molecular function: actin filament binding. Lineage: Eukaryota; Metazoa; Chordata; Actinopteri; Clupeiformes; Engraulidae. Bases 356 to 1798 code for a protein of 480 amino acids. The record is from RefSeq and is a predicted model, not a curated record. The transcript is spliced from 12 exons.
CUAGGCAGCAGCAGCAGCAGCAGCAGCAGCAGGGACGGCAACAACGAGCUGCACCAAUUGGCUCUCUGACUUACUGCAAGAGAGUAACCUGGCCCUCCCUCUUCCUCUCUCUCUCUCACUGUCUCUCUCUCUCUCUGAGUCCGUUAUUUCUCUCCCUCACUCCCUCCCUCCCUUGCGUACUGUGCUGUCUCUCUGUCUCUCUCUCUCUAUCCAUCCCUCCUCUGUCUAUCCAAAUCUCUCUAUCAGCUGGACAGACCUGCGCAGCACACGGCACACAGCACACGGCGCAGCGCAGCAACAACUCGGCACUCUGUGUUAAGGGGACACGAGCCGGCUCCUCUCCCACUGCCUCUGCAUGACUGUCACAAAGAUGUCAUGGCGCCCGACCUACCGAAGCUCCAAGUUUCGAAACGUGUAUGGCAAAGUGGCCAACCGGGAGCACUGCUUCGACGGCAUUCCCAUCACCAAGAACGUCCAUGACAACCACUUCUGUGCCGUCAACUCCAAGUUCCUCGCCAUAGUGACCGAGGCUGCUGGAGGAGGGUCCUUCAUUGUCAUCCCCGUCUCCCAGUCAGGGCGCAUCGAGCCCCACCACCCAAAGGUGUGCGGUCACCAAGGCAAUGUGUUGGACAUCAAGUGGAACCCCUUCAUUGACAACAUCAUCGCCUCUUGUUCCGAGGACUCAUCUGUGCGGGUAUGGGAGAUCCCGGAGGGUGGUCUGCGGCGGAACAUGACAGAGGCAGUGCUGGAGCUGUACGGCCACAGCCGACGCGUGGGCCUCAUUGAGUGGCACCCCACCUCCAGCGGCAUCCUCUUCAGCGCUGGAUACGACUACAAGAUCCUGAUCUGGAACCUUGAGAUCGGGGAGCCGGUGAAGAUGAUAGACUGCCACUCGGACGUCAUCCUGUGCAUGUCCUUCAACACCGACGGCAGCCUGCUGGCCACCAGCUGCAAGGACAAGAAGCUGCGCGUCAUCGAGCCGCGCUCCGGCAGAGUCUUACAGGAGGCGAACUGUAAAAACCACAAGGUGAACAGGGUGGUGUUCCUUGGCAACAUGAAGCGACUGCUCACCACGGGGGUGUCCCGCUGGAACACCAGACAGAUUGCCUUGUGGGACCAGGAGGACCUGUCCAUGCCCAUUGUAGAGGAGGAGAUCGAUGGGCUGUCGGGACUCCUCUUCCCCUUCUACGACCCUGACACACACAUGCUCUACCUGGCAGGCAAGGGAGAUGGAAACAUUCGAUAUUAUGAGGUCGCCAAUGAGAAGCCAUACUUGUUGUAUUUGAUGGAGUUCAGAUCCCCCGCACCUCAGAAAGGCCUGGGUGUGAUGCCAAAGCAUGGGCUUGAUGUAGGAGCAUGCGAGGUGUUCAGGUUCUAUAAGCUGGUCACACUGAAAGGUCUGAUCGAGCCCAUCUCCAUGAUCGUGCCAAGGAGGUCGGAGACAUACCAGGAGGACAUCUACCCCAUGACGGCAGGAACAGAGCCCUCUCUCACGGCUGACGAGUGGCUAAGUGGGAUCAACAGAGACCCAGUACUCAUGUCUCUGAAAGAUGGCUACAGCAGACCCAAUCAACUGGUCUUCAAGGCCCCCGUGAAAGAAAAGAAGAGCGUGGUGGUGAAUGGGAUUGAUUUGCUGGAAAAUGUUCCGCCCAGGACAGAAAACGAGCUUCUGCGGAUGUUCUUCAGGCAGCAGGAGGAGCUGCGCCGGCUGAAGGAUGAGCUGACCCAGAAGGACGUUAAAAUCAGACAGCUGGAGCUGGAGCUCAACAACCUGCGCAACAGCUCCAACGGUGUAUGAGCAACGUUGGAUGAACACUGGGGCUCUGGGGGCAGAGCAGAGCAGAGCCGAGCCACCAACCCCCUGUGAUAUGUGUACACCAAGCCCCCCCCCCCCUAACCCCAACCCUACCCUGGCACUGGUGAUGACCCCACACCCCAAUGGCAUAUGGCCUAAACUCACUGACCUUCUCCAACCCCCUCCACAUUUUAGCCUGCUCAAUGGGGUUAUUUUUUGUUCCCUGGAGAGGCAAGUGUAUUUUUUCCCUCCUCCCCUGGUGUAUGCUCCAGCGAGUCUUUUUUCUCAAGGGGAAGAACGAUUUCUUCUUCCCUGUGCAACCAAUGCUAACCUCUUGCUCUCUCAUGAUUCCAUUCUCUCUCUCUCUCUCUCUCUCUCUCUCUCUCUCUCUCUCUCUCUAUCUCCUCCCUCACCUAUGGCCUGAGUUUCCCCACUGCCAGUUGAGCUGCAGUGAGCUCCGUCGAGACGGAUCUUCGCACCCAUGGGUGUGCAUGUGAACUGUACAAAAUGGAACACAAAUAAGUUUUAACUACAGGGCUUUGCUUUCCCCCUCCUUCCUUCUCCCCAGUGAAUGUUUCUACUGCAAAAAGAUGAUUUGAAUUUGGAUUUUGAAUGGCUUUCAUCAGCUAUAUUAGUCUGUUUCUGAAGGUAGAUGAGUACCACAACUAUCUGUAUUUUACACUUGGCUCUAAGACGGUAGUAUUUUACUUUCAUUAUGGUAAUUAUUUAUUUUGUUUCUGUUUUUUUGUAUUACCUUAGGCUAUUUUCUUUGUAGUCAAGACCAUCUCAGUAAAAUACUGACAACAAAGAAUAAUAAUUUGCAGGCAUAUUGUAGUAAUUCCUGAAGAGAACAGAGGGUGUGUUCCAAUAUGCGACUUUGCGUCCUCCACUUGUGCUUGUGGCCUCGAACCAGGAAGUAAUAUGUCAUGAUGACAUCACUGGCAACAGCACUAUAUUUCAUUAUCUCGCAAAAGCUCAAUUGUGAAGUCAUUUUCUCAUUUGCAAACUGGAUGGUGAAUGAAGAAUAGUCCCCCAAAAAAUGUUUUGGCUAGGCUGACAGCUGGGAAACUUUAUUUUUUUCUGCAUGGAGGAGGGACCAGGAGGCGGGGCGAGGCCACAAGCACAAGUGGAGGAUGGAAGGUUGCAUAUUGGAAUGCACCCAGAGACUCCGAAAUGAACUGUGCCAGUUAUGAUGUCUAAAGGGCGGGUCUUCACUGGAGUGCAGUGCCAUGUGCCAAGAGUGAGAUAAUGAGGUAAUGCCAUCAUGUCGGCGUGGCGGCGGGCCAAACUACACCUGUUAUGGAAUUCACAGAAAAUCUGGCUGGCAGCGAAACUCUGUGAUGUGAUACGAGGCGUAGUGCUUGCACACCAUGCUUUCUGCUUUUGCGCUCAUGCACAAGAAAUGCAGAAUAGCAGAAAUGUAAGAUGAUUUUGUCAGGUCUACAAUGGGACGGAGCUAAUGCAUAUUUAGAUGGGCUUUUUUAAAAAUGAUAUUAACACAGUAGAGCUAGUUAGGAUGUAAGUUUGGAGUUCACAUUCUUCAUUAGGUAUAGUUUGCAGUAGUCUGAAGCACUGAAAUAAAGAGGGCUGAACAGCGAUUGAUGAUGUGGACAAGUAUGUUAAACCAUGGUAAGUGUUUCAUCCUACAGAACUACGUACAUUUGUAUCAUUAUUUCAAAUGUGGGGUUCUCUUCCAAAGUUUAAAAGACAAUCUUUUUUUUCAUCCUGGUUUCAGUAUCACAAUCUCAAUUUUAGAAUCCUGCCACAGCAAAUAUGUGUCAACUGUCAACAUCAACAUUUUAUAGUGAUGUGUACGAUUCUGAUUGCAGGAGGUGGAAAUAGUCCUUGGCAUUGAAUUGUGAGGUUGUGAGGUGUAUGUAAGUGACUUGAAUGGCAAUGGAUUUGAUUUAAAUGUUUCGAUUCAAUGAUGGAACUGCCCAGCAGAUUGGUUUGUAAACAGUAUGUGCGGAUACACAAUGGGCAUGAUUGAUAAUAUACUGUAAGUAGAGUAGGUGCGGAAUGCUUAAAAACUAAACACAUUUGUAGAGCUGUUCUUCAAAAGAGCCAUCCCUAUUUAUUGAGUAGCAAUACCACAUACAUCACAGAACAAUGGUCAACCCCUCCAGGUAUCAUCCCCAAGGUAUGAGGCAGUAACCAGGAGUGAUUAAAAAAAAAAAAAUCAGAGAUACUUAGAUUUUUGGCAAACAAUAUAGAUAUCUGAAUUACAAGCUGUUGCCGAGUGUAUUACAACACAGAAUGCUUUUGGUGUAUCCUUUGAAUCCUCAACACUUUCCCAAGUGAGACACUUGUGAUCCAACUCCUUGAUGCCGAGAGGCCUACACUGUUCUGUGUAAAUAUUUUGUGUGUUUGCCACAGAAGAUGUUAAGGUUUAAUUGUUACAAUGCUUCUGUCAACUGUAUACCACUGUGGUUUCCUUUAGGACCCCUGAUGAUAUCUUCUCAAACUCCGAUAAGCUACCAAUUUCUCUUUGGCCAAAACUGUAUAGUACUUGUAAAGUAAGUAGAACAGGAAUGUGGCCACAGUAUUAAACUAAUGCUGAGUGACAUUAACUAUUCUUCUUACCUUUCAGCUGUUUUAACAGUAAUUGAUACUUCCUUAUAUUCACCAAAUGAAUUCCAUUGUUGAUUGAAACUUGUUGUAAUGUUUAUUUCCAAGCUAUUCAACUUGUAAAAUGUUCAUCUUUUUGUAUUUGAUUUCUCACUUUUUUAUUUGAUCCCCCCUGCCCUUCAAGGCUGCAGGAAUCCUUUCCCUGAAUGUUUUAACAAUGAACAACAACGAACUAUGAGACAAAAGCCCCAGUUUAGUUUUGCUACAAAGCUGUGAAACUGUUCAAACUUUCCUGAUGAUGUUUUUCCACGGAUGGCAAAGACACAUUGUUUAAAUACCAUACAUUAUUCUUUAAAUACCAUAAAUGUCUGAAUUCAAAUUUAAAUGUCUAAAUCUAAAUUAUUUAGCGGAUCUGAUUGUCCUUUACACAAGAACUGGCUCAUUAUAACACAUUAUAUACAAGUAAUGCCUAUACAAGUUCCACAUCUGAGAUAUCCUACUUUGUCAUGUGACUCUGAAGAUAGGCCCAAUGUUCCUGUCCCUCCGCAUUCAUGACAAAUUAUCUUCCUUUCCACAGAAUGCAGGUAAGAUGAACUGUAGUAAAAUAAAACCAUUGCGUCUUUUUUAAAUGCACUGAAAUGCAUUUCAGCACG